Molecule: messenger RNA, 1953 nt
Organism: Sebastes umbrosus (honeycomb rockfish)
Lineage: Eukaryota; Metazoa; Chordata; Actinopteri; Perciformes; Sebastidae
Product: transmembrane protease serine 9-like
Exons: 14
Coding region: 28-1953 (641 amino acids)
Biological process (GO): proteolysis
Molecular function (GO): serine-type endopeptidase activity
Source: RefSeq, a predicted model, not a curated record
AGAUUGGUCCCUCGCUGACCAAUUGGGAUGUCCGGAGAGCAGGGCAGCUCUCCUGUCUGCAGAUAUAAACCAGGGCUCCAGGUGAAGUCCCAUCAUCACACAGCAACCAUGAGGUCUCUCGUCUUCGUUCUGCUCAUCGGAGCUGCUUUUGCCACGGAGGAGGAUAAGAUCGUCGGAGGGUAUGAGUGCAAGCCCUACUCUGAGCCCCAUCAGGUGUCCCUGAACUCUGGCUACCACUUCUGUGGAGGCUCCCUGGUCAACGAGAACUGGGUUGUGUCUGCUGCUCACUGCUACAAGUCCCGUGUGGAGGUUCGUAUGGGAGAGCACAACAUCAGGGUCACCGAGGGAAACGAGCAGUUCAUCCGCUCCUCCCGCGUCAUCCGCCACCCCAACUACAGCUCCUACAACAUCAACAACGACAUCAUGCUGAUCAAGCUGAGCACGCCCGCCACCCUCAACCAGUACGUGCAGCCUGUGGCUCUGCCCACCAGCUGUGCCCCCGCUGGCACCAUGUGCAGAGUCUCCGGAUGGGGCAACACCAUGAGCUCCUCCGCUGACAAGAACAAGCUGCAGUGCCUGAACAUCCCCAUCCUGUCUGAGAGGGACUGUGAAAACUCCUACCCUGGCAUGAUCACCAACGCCAUGUUCUGCGCUGGAUACCUGGAGGGCGGCAAGGACUCUUGCCAGGGUGACUCUGGUGGACCCGUCGUGUGCAACGGUGAGCUGCAGGGUGUUGUGUCCUGGGGCUAUGGAUGUGCUGAGAGGGACCACCCCGGUGUCUACGCCAGGGUCUGCAUCUUCAGCGACUGGCUUGAUCGCACCAUGGCCAGCUACGUAUCCAGCGCACACCAUGCGGUCAGUGAUCUUGCCGGGGUAGGAAGCAUCACAAUCCUUGUAGGACAGAAUGGGGACUUCGACACACUGAAGAUGUUCCCCCAUCCAGACACCGUGCACAUGUCCCCGGGUGCGGCGCAGGAACUGGGCAGGGCGACAGGCUUGACGUACUGGUUCACGGUGACGGGGUGCGCCAGCUUCAUCAGCAUGAUGUCAAAGUCCAGAUGCCAAGACUGUGAGAACACAGAUGGGGUCAACAGAAAGAGGGAGGAGAGGAAGACGAGGGGGAGGACAAGCACAACGGGGCUGGUGGGACAUAAAUAUGAGCCAGGGUGUAUCCAGGUGUCUUCUGAUCAUUCACCUGACAACAUGAGACUGCUGGCUCUGCUGCUGAUGAUCGGAGCUGCUGCGGCAGUUCCCCGUGAAGAUGGAAGGAUCAUUGGCGGGUGGGAGUGUAGUCCUCACUCUCGUCCAUUCAUGGCCUCCCUCAACUAUGGUUACCACUUCUGUGGUGGGGUGCUCAUCAACAAUCAGUGGGUGCUCUCCGUCGCUCACUGUUGGUACAAUCCCUACGCCAUGCAGAUCAUGCUGGGAGAACACGAUAUGCGAGUGUUCGAGGGUACAGAGCAGCUCAUGAAGACCGAAAACAUCAUCUGGCACCCUAGUUAUGACUACCAGACUCUGGAUUUUGACAUCAUGCUGAUCAAGCUCUUCCACCCAGUGGAGGUGACCGACGCAGUCGCACCAAUCCCAUUGCCCACAGGGUGCCCGAUGGGGGGGCUCCCCUGCUCUGUGUCUGGCUGGGGAAACACUGCCCUCGGUGGCGAAGCGGUCAUGCCCACCCUUCUGCAGUGUUUGGACGUGCCCAUAAUAGACGACCAGGACUGUAAGAACGCCUAUCCUGACAUGAUCUCACCCAGGAUGGUGUGUGCCGGAUUCAUGGAUGGAGGCAGAGACGCAUGCAAUGGCGACUCCGGCAGCCCUCUGGUGUGUGCCGGAGAGCUCCAAGGCCUGGUGUCAUGGGGUCAGGGAUGUGCUCUGCCAAACUACCCCGGAGUCUACGUCAAAGUGUGUGAGUUCCAUUGGUGGAUUCAAGAAACCCUGGCAGCAAACCCCUGA